GGAAACAAAACAUCCUCGCCUUUCCUCAGAACUGAUCUGUCUUAGUAACACUCUGAGAGCUGCUAAAUCCUGGAGACACGGUGAAGAUGACCAGCUUAUGGGAGAUGAUAAAAGUCUCUCAGUUUGUUCUGGUUGAGCUCAGAGGAAGAAGAUGAUGAUAAUGGUGUUUGGAAUCCUCCUCCACAUGUCCCUGCAGGUCUCAGCUGUGGAGACGUAUGAAGGACAGUCCAUUCUGCUGUUCUGUGAGUUUGAAAUUUUUGAACUGGACCGACCCACAGUGAAGUGGAGUCGCUCUGACCUCAGUCCUCCAAUUGUCCACCAGCGUCAGGAGGAAGGAGAUGAACUGAUGGAUCAGAACCAGCUUUACACAGGCAGAACCUCCAUGAAGGCUGAUGCUCUGGAGACCGGAGACCUUAGCCUGAAACUGACCAACUUGCAGACGUCUGACACUGGAACCUACAGCUGCACCGUCAGGAAUGUCAUGGGAGAACGGAGAGUUAGAGAUGAAGAGCUGCUGGUUAAAGAACUGUUUCCAUCCUGGGCCAAAGCUCUCUUGGUUCUCUUUGUGCUGGUUCUGACUGUUGCUGCAGGUAUUAUAUUAUAUUAUUUUCGUCAUCGUUUGAGACCAGAACUAAAGGUGGAGAUGGAGAAGAAGAAGAUGGUGGAGGUGCUUUCAGGGGAGGAGUGUGUCCUGCUUCCCUGCAAAAUGGUGGGCCACCUGCCUAAAGACGUAAAGGUGAAAUGGGUGGAUGCAGGCAACAGGGUGGUCCAUGUGUAUCAGAAUGGUUCUGAUCAGCCUGAAGAACAAGAUCAGCUCUACAGAAACAAAACCAAAGUGAAGAGAGAUCUGCAGAAGACUGGAGACUUCAGUCUGACUCUGAGGCAUCCUACAUAUGAAGACAAUAACGUCUACACCUGCAGCAUCCACAGCUGGUUAAGAAACAUCCAAAUUAUGAAACAAGUUCAGCUGGAGGUCAAAGUCCAACAGGUGGAGGUGGAUUCAGGGGCGGAGUCUGUCCUGCUGCCGUGGAGAACCAAAGUGCAUCUGAAAGGAAAUGGUAAAGUGGAGUGGAGGGACAAAGAGAAUGAUGUGGUCCAUGUGUAUCAGAAUGGUUCUGAUCAGCCUGGAGAACAGGACCUGUACUACAGAAACAGAACCAAGAUGAAUGAAGACCCACUGAACACUGGAGAUCUCAGUCUGACUCUGAAAUAUCCUGAAGUCAGUGACGGCUGUACUUGCAGGGUCUACAGCAGUGAUGGAGAAAUCCUGUUGGAGAAACACGUUCAGCUAGAGGUCAAAGAUCAUGAGGUGGAGGUGGAGGAUGGGGUGGAGUCUGUCCUGCUGCCAUUCAAAGAAACACUUGAGCUGCUAGCAGGAGAUAGAGUGGAGUGGAAGCGCUAUGAACCUGAACCACCAAUAAAGGUCCAUGUGUAUCAGAUCGGUUCUGAUCAGCCUGGAAAAUGGAGCCGGCUCUACAGAAACAGAACCAAGAUGGAUGUAGACCUGCUGAAGACUGGAGACCUCAGUCUGACUCUGAGAUGUCCUACAAAGAGAGACAAUGGAGAUUAUCAAUGUGUACUCCUGAGAGAGGAAGAACUACUGAGAGUAAAAUAUUUCUCUCUGAAGGUCAAAGUCCAACAGGUGAAGGUGGAAUCAGGGAUUGAGUCUGUCCUGCUGCCCUGUAGAACCAAAGUUCAUCUGCCUGAAGAUGCUACAGUGGAGUGGAAGGACAGACAAGAUAGCAUAGUCCACGUGUAUGAGAAUGGUGUUGAUCAGCCUACAGAACAGAACCUGGCCUACAGAAGCAGAACCAAGAUGAAUGAAGACCCGGUGAAGACUGGGGAUCUCAGUCUGACUCUGAGAUGUCCUGAAUUCAGUGACGACUAUACUUGCAGGGUCUACAGCAGCGAUGGAGAAAUCCUGAUGGAGAAACAAGUUCAACUACAUGUCAAAGAUCAUGAGGUGGAGGUGGAGGUGGAGGACGGGGUGGAGUCUGUCCUGCUGCCAUUCAAAGAAACACUUGAGCUGCUGGCAGGAGAUGGAGUGGAGUGGAAGCGCUAUGAACCUGAACCGGUGAGAAGUGUCCAUGUGUAUCAGAAUGGUUCUGUUCAGACUAGAGACCAGGACCAGUUCUACAGAACCAGAACCAAGAUGGAUGCACACCUGCUGAAGAUUGGAGACCUCAGUCUGAUUCUGACAUGGCCCACAAAGAGAGACAGUGGAAAGUAUGAAUGUAAAGUCUUGAGAGAGCAAAAGGUCCUGAGGAAAAAAUGGUUCCAUCUGAAGGUCAAAGCAGGGACAGUCCAGAUCCAGGUCCAACCAGAGGACAUCAGGACCCGCAGCUCAGUUGAAUCGACUCCUCUGAUGGUCAAUCAAUCAGUCUGAUCAGUUAAAUGAUACAUCACUUAUUACUGAUCCAGAGAGAAACCAGAUCUGGUCACAGUUUGCAGAGUGAGUUUUUAUCUAAAUCAGGAUGUUUUCAAUUGAGCUGAGGCUGUUAUUAAAAUAUAUUAAUAUUAAUACUAGCGUUCUGCCAAGAAAAUAUAUUGUUCUCACCAUCGUGGAUUAAAUGAAUACUUUCUCUGUUGUUAAGGUGUCUAAUAUACCCAAAUUUAAAGUUUUUUUAAACGUG
Xiphophorus couchianus (Monterrey platyfish) is the source of this 2633-nucleotide messenger RNA. RefSeq lists its product as uncharacterized. The transcript has a single exon. The coding region runs from base 152 to 2386 and encodes 744 amino acids. The record is from RefSeq and is a predicted model, not a curated record. Gene Ontology annotation, cellular component: external side of plasma membrane. NCBI's taxonomy places the organism in Eukaryota, Metazoa, Chordata, Actinopteri, Cyprinodontiformes, Poeciliidae. Gene Ontology annotation, molecular function: signaling receptor binding. Gene Ontology annotation, biological process: T cell receptor signaling pathway; regulation of cytokine production.